AUGGUCGAGUGGCUCACUGACGCACAGGAUGCCACCGCCGAGGAGCAUAACCUGAGUCUGCUCGACGCUCUCAAGCUGCGUCCCAGGGCUGUCUUUUGGAGCCUCGCCAUGUCCACGGCAAUCAUCAUGGAAGGAUACGACACCAUGCUUGUUGGCAACUUGUUUGCCCAAUCAGCAUUCAAAAAGAAAUACGGACGCCUUGUCGGGGAAGACACUUACGAAAUACCUGCCUCAUGGCAAGCUGGCUUGAGCAAUGGGUCGGCCUGUGGUCAGCUAAUUGGUCUUUUGCUCGCCGGAUAUGUUAGUGAGCGUUUUGGAUUUCGCAAAACAAUGACCGUUGGCCUCAGCAUGAUUGCUGUCUUGAUCUUCAUUCCUUUCUUUGCCCCUAGUCUCGAAGUUCUCGAAGUCGGACAGAUUCUUUUCGGAAUUGUGCUGGGACUAUUUCAGACAACCCCAGUCAUCUACGCCAUGGAGAUAUCCCCUGUGUGCCUUCAGCCAUAUCUUACAUCAUAUGUCAAUUUCUGCUGGGCUAUCGGUCAUCUCAUUGGCGCAGGCAUUCUUCGAGGCUGUCUCACUCUAGAGGACGAAUGGGCGUAUAGAAUCCCUUUCGCAGUACAAUGGGUCUGGCCCGUUCUCUUGAUCCCGCUCCUGCACUUUGCUCCGGAAUCGCCUUGGUGGCUUGUUCGACAGGGUCGACUAGAAGACGCCAAGGCGGUGCUAACACGACUUACAUCUGGUGGCCAUGUUGGCAUCAACAUUGACAAACAAGUGGCUUUAAUGAUGGUCACAAUGGAGCACGAACGCACGAUCAAUGCCCAGACAUCCUACUUGGCAUGCUUCAGAGGUGUCGAUCUCCGGAGGACGUUGAUCGUAAUUGGGAUUUACUGCAUGCAGACUCUAAGCGGUAAUCCUCUGCGUGGUUAUUCCACAUACUUUCUUCAGCAAGCUGGCCUUCCGACUACUCAAGCCUUUAACAUGACGAUUGUCGGCUAUUCGUUGGCUCUAGCAGGAGGUUUCUUUACGUGGGCUCUUUUGCCUGUUUUCGGCCGUCGCAGCAUCCUUCUCUGGAGUCUUGUCAUGAUGUUUGUUCUGAUGGUCCUCAUCGGCGCUCUUGGGGUGCCACAAGCAGAGUCUCCAAAGGCUGCGUACCCGUGGGCAAUUGGCGCUCUCCUCAUCAUCUCCAACUUCCUUUACAACUGCUCCAUGGGGACCCUCACAAACACGCAAUGCGCCGAGAUCCCAUCAGCCCUCCUUCGCAGCAAGUCCGUCGUCCUAGCUCGCUGGAGCUAUUCCGUCACAAGCAUCGCUGCCAAUUCUCUCACGCCAUAUCAGUUGAACAAGACGGCGUGGAACUGGGGUGCAAAGACCGGCUUCUUUUGGGCAGGAGGGUGCAUGAUUUCUGCCGUCUUUGCUUUCUUCUGCGUUCCGGAAUCGAAAGACCGAACGACAGCGGAGAUGGAUGUCCUGUUCGAAAGGAAGAUUGCCCCACGCCAUUUUGCCAAAACUCCAGUGGAUUUGAUCGAAGCAAUUGGGGAGCAGGAUGAGGGGAAAGCGGUCUAG
Ilyonectria robusta is the source of this 1560-nucleotide messenger RNA. RefSeq names its product general substrate transporter. Gene Ontology annotation, molecular function: carbohydrate:proton symporter activity. The record is from RefSeq and is a predicted model, not a curated record. NCBI's taxonomy places the organism in Eukaryota, Fungi, Ascomycota, Sordariomycetes, Hypocreales, Nectriaceae. Gene Ontology annotation, biological process: carbohydrate transport; transmembrane transport. Gene Ontology annotation, cellular component: membrane. The transcript is spliced from 5 exons. The coding region runs from base 1 to 1560 and encodes 519 amino acids.